AUGUUAAUAUCAAUCAUCAUGAUUUAUAUAACAUCAUUCACCGUUAUUUAUGAUCAUUCAUCUUCUUUUUUCGCUUUUUUGACUAUUAAAUAUAUGCGUAUACAGUAUCUAAUGUGUACUCAUCUCGCCUUGGGAAGAAAUAAGAUUACGAUUGAGAGAAUCACAAAUGAAAGAAAUAGACAGGCAACUUUUACAAAGAGAAAAAAUGGUCUCAUAAAGAAAGCAAUGGAGCUAUCUAUUCUGUGUGACUGUGAUAUUGCUCUCAUCAUUUUUAGUAGUAACAAUAAAUUAUUCCAGUACUCUUCCAAAGACAUGGACAAAAUACUCAUUAGAUAUACCGAUAGUACUGACAAUUCAAGAAAAACCUUAACAAAUCAAGAUUAUAAAAGAAUUUUUGGAAAUAAGAAAUUAAAGACAGAGAAUGGAGAUGGUGAUGAUGACGAUGAUGAUUCACCAUUGGAGGAUUUGGGUGAGACUCCAACCACUCCCAAUUGUUCGUCAACCAAUCAGAGUCCGUUACACGUUGGAAACAACAAUAGCAACAAUAAUAAUAGCAAUAACAAUAAUAACAACAACAAUAGCCAUAGUCAAUCAUCCAAUUCAAAUCAACAAAGUAAUAGUAGUAAUCAAAUUUCCAGUUCAAACAAUAGUAUACCUUUUCAAUCGCUUGGCUCAAGCCAACAGCAUCCAUCGCAGAAUGGCUAUGUCAUGUUGAAUUCCGUACCACUUAUCCAACCAAAGUAUCAUCCCUACAGCAUGGAGGCAGACUUGGCACCAUUGACGCCACGAUCUGCCGCCGCCAAAUACAAAGGAUAUCCGAUGGCAGGCAUGGAGCUUCCACACAAGCAACCGUAUGGCGCGCCAACUCCACCCUCGCCACUGGUCGCCUCAAAAAAUGGAAUGAUGAAGGGACCACCACCUGGAAAUCACCCAUACCAUCCAUACUACUAUGAUUUCGCUGGCUAUCAAUAUAUGUACCAACAGAACGGACCGAUUCCCCCACAAUCGGGUGGUCCUGCUGGCGGUCCCCCAGGUGCCGGCUACAUGAAUCCCCAGAUGCUCUCCUACUACAACUCACUGCCACCUCAACAACAACAAAGUAUGCAACAUCUCCAGUAUGCACAACAACAACACGCUGCUCAUCACCACCACCAACAAGCUGCACAAGCACAGGCAGCUCAACAGCAGGCACAGGCACAGGCACACGCUCAACAGGCACAGGCACAAGCUCAGCAGGCUGCACAACAACAAGCACAGGCACAAGCGCAGGCACAGGCACAAGCUCAGGCUGCACAACAAACACAGGCACAUCACUUACAGAAUCCAGCAUUACAUUUAUCAUCGUCUCAACAUCCUUCGUCAUCACCACUGAUCCAUCCACACUCACACAUUCAAUCGCAAUCCAAUUCCAACUCUCCGCUAAUACAUCAUCAACCACAUCCAUAUUCUCAACAUCAACAACAACAUCUUCAAAAUACAAACGAAUCUUCCAGUCCACAUAUAAAUUUCAAUUCCAAAAACAACAACAACCAUAAUAAUAGUUCUAGUAGUAAAUCCAAUCAUCACAACAACAACAACCAUCACAAUAGUCAUCACAGUCAAUCAAAUGAACAUACACCAACACUUAACCCAUUUUCCAAACAUUCAACAGCAGCCAGUCCAUCUAAUAAUAUUCAACCACCUCCAUCUCUUUCAAUAAGUUCACAUAACAAUAACAGCAACAGCAACAGCAACAACAAUAACAACAGUAAUAGUAGUAGUUCAGCAUCAACACCACCAAUAUCACCAGCAGUCAAUUCACCCAGUGUCACCAUUUCACCUGCUUUAGUACCAGUAGUCACUUUGGAGGACGCCAACAAACCGAAACCCAAAAAAUCGUUGAGUGUUGUCAUCCCCGAGGCAUCACCUCCACCACCCCCGAAACCUCCAGUCGGCUAUGCCGGUCUUGGCAUCAUUCCUCGCGCUAUUGCGCCACUCAACCAAGAUCUCCCACCAAAGCCAGCGGACACCCCAACACUGCCGUCUCCACGUGACUUUUAUCCCGAUUCGAUGGUCGACAUGACCCCGAACGGAUCGUUUUUCCCUACACACUACCACUGGCCGAAACCUUCACCAAGUGGAGUCACCGGACUCACCACACCCAGUCCUUUUGAUAUCAUCUCAUUCGGAGCACUUCCAUCGCCUGGUGUUUUUGUUUUCCUUUGUUUCGAAGCUAUUAAUUAA
Messenger RNA from Heterostelium album PN500, 2223 nucleotides. RefSeq names its product MADS-box domain-containing protein (gene srfC). The coding region runs from base 1 to 2223 and encodes 740 amino acids. Lineage: Eukaryota; Evosea; Eumycetozoa; Acytosteliales; Acytosteliaceae. Gene Ontology annotation, biological process: positive regulation of transcription by RNA polymerase II. The transcript is spliced from 4 exons. The record is from RefSeq and is a predicted model, not a curated record. Gene Ontology annotation, molecular function: DNA-binding transcription factor activity, RNA polymerase II-specific; RNA polymerase II cis-regulatory region sequence-specific DNA binding; protein dimerization activity.